AUGUCGCUGGCUUUCCCUGAUACCAUGUACGAGGAAGACAGGCUUUCACUCAGUCUUCUGGAGAGCCUGAAGACGCUGAAGAAGUCUGGGCUGGCAGUGGUGCCAUGCAGAGAAAAGCCAGUCAUCAACGGUGAAGCUGAGGUCAUCACAAUUCAGCUUCAGCAAAGCUGCUUUCAGGGAUUCAGCCUUGGUCUGGGCCUUGCAAAAGGCAUCAGCCUGAAACUCAAAUCGUCGUCUGGACCAGGAAAGGGAGGAAAGAACAGGCGUCGAGGUAAGAAUGAAAAUGAAACUGAGAAGAGGGAAUUGGUCUUCAAAGAAGAUGGACAAGAGUAUGCUCAAGUGACCAAGAUGCUUGGCAAUGGACGACUAGAGGCCAUGUGCUUUGAUGGCAAUAAGCGACUCUGCCACAUCCGUGGGAAACUGCGCAAGAAGGCACGUGACAUCAUCCUGGUGGGAUUGCGGGAUUAUCAAGAUGCCAAGGCUGAUGUCAUUCUAAAAUACAAUCCAGAUGAGGCUCGCAAUCUGAAGGCCUAUGGAGAGAUUCCUGAGACAGCAAAAAUCAACGAGAACAUCUUCGUGGAAGAAGGUCUGGAUGAAGAUAUCACUUUCGAGGAAGGCUAUAGUGAGGGCGAGGGUGAAAUUGAAAAU
Darwinula stevensoni is the source of this 648-nucleotide messenger RNA. Lineage: Eukaryota; Metazoa; Arthropoda; Ostracoda; Podocopida; Darwinulidae. The record is from the annotation of a GenBank genome assembly.